AUGGGGGUCAGGCAAGGCCACACGAGGCGAUCCGCUCCCCUCGCCGUCGCCGCCGCCGCCGCUGUGAUGGGGGCUGCUGCUGCCUUCUGGGCUCUGAUCCGAUCCAAGCCGUCGGAUGACGAGAGGCGUCGCAAUCGGACGGCUUCAGCGGAAGGCGAUGAUGUGGAGGACGGGACUUAUAUCGAGGCGUGGACAAUAGCGGGUCUGCAGAACCCGUCGAACUUAUGCUACUUCAAUGCGACUCUACAGUCACUAGCCAGCAGUGCAUCAGUGCGUGCCUUCCUGCACGCUGCAGUCUCGCUAUCAUCACACCACCUCGCCGCCACUGCCACUACCACUGCCGUCAACCUGCCUCUCACAGCAGCUCUUCAUUCGCUGCUCCAAGCGCUCUCAGAGCCAAUCACAGGGCGCCAGGUGGCGUGCUCUCGUGCGUUUCUGCGUGCGCUCGCGCCUCAUGACUCGCGCUUCAACUUCCACCACCAGCAGGACUGCAUGGAGGCGCUGGCGCUGCUGGCGGGCGCCCUGCUGCGCGACCUGGCGCCCCUGCAGCGCCACCUGCACCUCUCCUCCGCGCCCCUGCACCUGCCCGGCCUCUGCUCCCUCGCGGGGGAUGGGGCGCAUGGGGGCGACGGCGGUGGGGCGCGCUGGCGCGUGCAUGGCGUGUGGCGCGCGGUGCAGGGCGGGGCGGGAUGCAGUGGAGUAGAGGGCACAGUGGGGGGGGAGGGGCGGGGGGGGAGUGUAGACUGCAGCGCGGGAUUAGGGCGCGCUGUGCAGCAGUCAGGUGCAGCAGGGAUGGAGGAGGGUGCGAUGGCACGGGUGGGGGAGGAGAGGCGGCACGGGCACGGCAGCUCACCUGGCUUUGCAAUAGGGCCGCAGGGCUGUGCAGGGGGCGGCAGCACGGGGGCAGCAGGGGGGCACGGGGGGGAGGAGAAUCAGGGAGUGGGGCUAAUGGAGGGACAGCAGAAGGAAGGGGGUGGGAGGUGCUGCGCUCAAGAGUCAGACGCGCAAGGGGAGCAUGGCAGCACGCCGGCAGCAUGCUCUCAGCAGCAGGAGCAGCAUCACCCUGCCUCGCUUGCUGCUGCCUCCUCCCAUGCGUGCACCGAGCAGGCCCCUUGGCCCGUGCGUGCGAGUGCACUGCCGUGUGAUGCGCUGCUGCAGUGGCCGCUCUCAGGCACGGCCGUCAGCCUCCUCGCAUGCCUUGCAUGCGGUUACCAGUUCCCCAGCAGCGUGCAGCCGUGCACCGACAUCUCGCUGCCACUCCCCCCCUGCUCCCCGCACGGCAUGUCGCUCAAGUCCUUGCUGCGCAGCUACACGGCACCAGAGCAGGUGUCAGACGUCACAUGCCCUAGCUGCUGCCACGUGGCGGCUGCUGGCAUGGUGAGAUCUGCCAUGGCACUGCAGCAGCAGCAGCAGCAGCAGCAGCAGGAAGAUCAACCGGGGCAUGAGGGAACACGCCGCAAUGCUGGCAAUGUGGUGUUAUGUAUGGACCCCGAGGGGCAUGGGCAGGCAGCGAGGGAUGCUCGUGGCCAUGCGCGUGCACAUGGCACGGAAGCGCCACUUGCCUCUGCGCUGGUGGUAGAAGCUGGUGCGGUAAGCAGCGUUGUGGAUGUGGCAGCAGCAGCAGUGGGAGGGCGAGGAGCAGUGGAGCCCAGGGAUGUGGGGGAGGGAGAGUCAUGUGGGCACACGGGCAAGCGGCAAGAGGACAUGGAGGCGCUGCUGGCAGCCCUGCAGGCGUGCACGGCGGCUGACAGCACUGCCUGUCGCUGCCCCGCGCGCCUGAGAGCGCUGCUGCCCGCCCGCCCGUGGCCGUGUGUGAGGCGCCCUGCGCUCAAGCGCCUGCUGCUCGCACGCCUGCCACAGGUGGCGUGCAUUCAGGUGCAGCGAGUGGCGUUCUCCCCUUGGGGCGCGCUGCACAAGGCGCAUGACCACAUCCCCUUCCCCCUUCUCCUCGACCUCUCGCCAUUCUCUCUUCUAGCAUACACCUCUCGCCCCGCGUCCCCACUGCACCCACUGUCCACCUCUCAGCCCUCCCUUGCUCCGGCAGCCUCACCCACUCUACCCCUUGCCCAUUCUCUCUCUCCUAACCCCUCCCUCCCCUUCAUUUUCCAACCAUCCCUGCUCUCCCAUGUCUUAACAACCGACGCUAGCCCUGUCCCCACAACCUUUGUCCCCUCCUCACCGCUCUCCCACCACUGCCAAGCAUCCCGCGCCCCACCGCUGCAUUUCCCCUUCCUCUGGGCCGCCUCCCCUCCUCCACGUCGCCCUGCCUCUCACUCCACUGCAACCCCUCCUGCUCGCCCUGCUGCUGCUGUAAUGAACACCACGAUUGCAGAGGGUGCAAUGGCAAGCUCAAAAGGGUGCGCUCCAGCUGCCUCUGCUGCUACCAGCACAUGUGGGGCGCCAGUCGCGGCUGCUGCUGGUGCAGGGAGCGAGGGCGGUGUGCAGGGCAGCAGUGUGCAGAGCGGGAAGGCAUGUGCGUCACAGCUACAUGUGACUGCUGCCAGUGACCACCCAGUGCAUGCACCAGCCCCUCCACAUGGCCCUGCCCUUUCCAACACCAUAGCACGGGCAUCAAGUGCGGCGGUGGCAGCGAGUGGCAGUGGUGGGUGCUGGUACCGCCUGGUCGCCGUGGUGGUGCACCAUGGAGGGCCUCAGAGCGGCCACUACUCUGCGUUCCGCCGCGUGUGCAGGGACGAGGCUAAGAACACAGGGGGGGGAGGCGACAAAGGUGGUGGAGGCGGGAGAAGCGAGAGAGGAGAGGUGGCAGGUGUGGUGCGAGGAGGGGACAGUCGGUGGUUCAGUGUGUCAGAUGAGCAUGUGAGUGAGGUGAGGGAGGCGCAGGUGCUGGGUGCUGAGGCCAGCAUUCUCUUGUAUGAGGCCAUGCAUGCGGCUAUUUAG
Molecule: messenger RNA, 2898 nt
Organism: Closterium sp. Naga37s-1
Lineage: Eukaryota; Viridiplantae; Streptophyta; Zygnematophyceae; Desmidiales; Closteriaceae
Source: the annotation of a GenBank genome assembly